CAUAAUAGGGUGGGGAAGAAGUAGUGAUUUCAAUAAAAGAGGAACACCUGUUGCCUAUUUCAAUCAAGGAGUAGUAAUUCAGUUUCAAAUCGGAGGUCUUAGAAAUUACAAUGGCUACAAAACUUUUGUUUUCAUUUGUUCUAGGUGCAUGGAUUCUCAUUGCAGGUAUUGCUUCUCUGGCAGAUGCUGGAUUAGAAACAAAUUUUGUAGAAGAUGUCUGCUCUUACAAAAGCUAUUACAUGCUGAACCUGUAUCAUAAACCAAGUGGUAUAAUUAUGGCGGUACCUUUCAUGCGAGAAAAAGUGGGAACAAAUUUCAGAUGCAGAAUUACAUUGUUUCCAAAGAAAAGUUCAUCUGUCGUUUUAAGUAUUUACAAGUACAAUUUAGGUCCAGGCGAUAAUUUAACAAUAGAGGAUUCUGAUCAUCAUAAAAUAGCUCUCUUGGGAAAAGCAGACUUCAGAAAUGAGAAAAAAUCCAUUACUUCUGAAGGACAAAUAAUUAUUGAUUUUCAAACGUCAGAACAUAAUUCUGAAUUUCAAUUCACUUACACCCAGGUGAAUGAUUAUCCAUGCAUGGAUAAUGAAUUUCAGUGUGAUAAUAAAAAGUGCAUUCUGAAGGAAUACGCUUGUGAUGGUCAUAACCACUGUGGUGAUAACAGCGAUCAAAAGAAAUGCGUUCCCAAAGGAAAGCACGAGAUUCAUGUACCUGACAAAACGCUUGUAGAAAGAAAAUCCUCAGUACUCGUGUGGCUGAUUGCUAUCGGUGUUUGUUCUGUUUUAUUACUUAUAGUCAUAAUUGUUUUCAUUGUCGUAUUGGUACGUAAUCGGCGGAAAAAUGCUGCAGCUUCCGCCGCAGCAUCUCCAAACAACGCUAGUGUAAAUACCAACCUCCAGCCUGUUUCAUCGAAUGUGCCAGUUCAGCCGCAACAGCUAUCAGCAAACAACCUGCAAAGAGCCGCUAUUACACCUCAAGAAUCAAGUUCUAAACAAAGACCGUCAGUCUUCAGUCAAAUUCGCAGAUCCUUGAAGAGACAAAAAAACGAAAAUCCCGAUGCGUUUGCCCAAGCAGAUGACAGAAGGGAGACGUACCAGGUACCCUCGAUGUACCCAAAUUUAGAUCAAAUACCAUCUGCUCCUGAACUCAGUGGUGUUGUUAACCCAGAUUUCAAAAUUGAGGAAUGAUUUAAAUCUAUCUACUGUUUUAGAAACUCUAAACGUAACUACAGUUUUAGAAAUUGGAAAUGUAACUGCUAUUGAGAAUUCGGAAUGUAAGAAAACUGUGUUUUAUAAUUAAAUAUGAAAUUAUAUAAAUUGUA
Molecule: messenger RNA, 1315 nt
Organism: Stegodyphus dumicola
Lineage: Eukaryota; Metazoa; Arthropoda; Arachnida; Araneae; Eresidae
Molecular function (GO): protein binding
Source: RefSeq, a predicted model, not a curated record